Molecule: messenger RNA, 2581 nt
Organism: Durio zibethinus
Lineage: Eukaryota; Viridiplantae; Streptophyta; Magnoliopsida; Malvales; Malvaceae
Product: beta-galactosidase 10-like
Biological process (GO): carbohydrate metabolic process
Molecular function (GO): carbohydrate binding; hydrolase activity, hydrolyzing O-glycosyl compounds
Source: RefSeq, a predicted model, not a curated record
AUGAAGCUCUUCUUCCAUUUUCUCUUGUUUUGUUUCUUUACUCUUUUGUUCAACACUUGUUCUGCUGGCAAUGUAACUUAUGACGGCCGCUCUCUCAUCAUUGAUGGCCAACACAAGCUAAUCAUUUCCGCUGCCAUUCAUUACCCCCGCAGCGUUCCUGGGAUGUGGCCAGGGCUCAUUCAAAAAGCAAAGGAAGGAGGGGUUGAUGCAAUUGAAUCUUACGUGUUUUGGAAUGGCCAUGAGCUUUCUCCAGGAAAAUACAAUUUUGAAGGACGAUACGAUCUGGUCAAGUUUGUAAAGCUUGUUCAGCAAGCUGGGAUGUAUAUGAUUCUUCGAAUUGGUCCCUUUGUAGCAGCUGAAUGGCAUUAUGGGGGAGUACCUGUCUGGUUGCACUAUGUCCCUGGAACUGUGUUUCGAACUGAUAGUGAGCCCUUCAAGUAUCACAUGCAAAAGUUCAUGACAUUGAUAGUAAACCUCAUGAAGAAAGAGAAGCUUUUUGCAUCGCAAGGAGGUCCAAUCAUCCUAGCCCAGGUUGAAAAUGAAUAUGGAACAUAUUACGAAAAAUUCUAUGGAGAAGGGGCAAAGCGUUAUUCCCAAUGGGCUGCAAAAAUGGCAGUUUCUCAGAAUAUUGGAGUACCUUGGGUAAUGUGCUGGCAAGAGGAUGCUCCUGACCCUGUGAUAGAUACUUGCAACUCCUUUUACUGUGAUCAAUUCAUACCUAAUUCUCCCAAGAAGCCCAAAAUUUGGACUGAGAAUUGGCCUGGAUGGUUUAAGACAUUUGGGGCAAGAGAUCCUCACAGGCCAGCUGAAGAUAUUGCUUUUUCUGUUGCUCGGUUUUUUCAGAAAGGCGGAAGUGUACAAAAUUACUACAUGUAUCAUGGUGGGACCAACUUUGGUCGAACAUCGGGUGGACCUUUCGUUACAACAAGUUACGAUUAUGAUGCUCCUAUUGAUGAGUAUGGGUUGCCUAGGUUUCCAAAAUGGGGACACCUAAAGGAACUCCAUAGAGCUAUAAAGUUAACAGAGCAUGCAUUGCUAAAGAGUAAACCAACUACUUUAUCACUAGGUCCUUCCCAAGAGGCUGAUGUUUAUGAUGAUGGUUCAGGAGUAUGUGCUGCCUUUCUUUCUAACGUGGAUAAUAAAACUGACAUGAAUGUAGUGUUCCGGAAUGUGUCAUAUCACCUGCCUGCAUGGUCAGUCAGCAUUCUUCCUGACUGUAAGAAUGUUCUGUUUAACACGGCCAAGGUAGGUUCCCAGGCCUCUGUAGUUAAAAUGGUACCCGAGAAGUUGCAGCCAUCGGUGGCAUCACAAUGUAAAGGCUUGAAGACUCUUAAGUGGGAUAUAUUUGAGGAGAAUGCUGGAAUUUGGGGAGUAGCUGACUUCACUAGAAAUGGUUUUGUGGAUCAUAUAAAUACCACUAAACAUGCUACCGACUACCUCUGGUAUACAACAAGUAUAAUUGUUGGUGAAAAUGAAGAAUUUCUGAAGAAUGGAAGCCAUCCAGUCCUUCUUAUUGAGUCAAAGGGUCAUGCGCUUCAUGCUUUUGUGAAUCAGGAACUUCAAGGCAGUGCUUUUGGAAAUGGCUCGAAUGCAUCCUUCAAAUUUGAGAAUCCAAUUUCUCUCAAGGCAGGCAAGAAUGAAAUUGCACUUUUAAGCAUGACUAUGGGCCUACCGAGUGCAGGAGGAUUCUAUGAAUGGGCAGGAGCCGGACUAACAAGUGUCAAGAUCCAGGGGCUCAAUAAUGGAACAAUAGAUUUGUCCAUGUCCAGCUGGACCUACAAGAUUGGAUUGAAAGGAGAACACUUGAGAAUACACAAGCCAGACAGAUUGAAUCGCGUAAAUUGGGUGUCAACUUCAGAACCACCCAAAAAUCAACCUCUGACAUGGUACAAGGUUGUUGUGGAUCCACCAUCAGGGGAUGAACCAGUUGGUCUGGAUAUGAUUCAUAUGGGAAAAGGUCUAGUCUGGUUAAAUGGAGAAGAGAUUGGAAGAUACUGGCCGGUAAAAACUUCUAAACACCAGGAGUGCGUACAGGAAUGUGAUUACAGAGGAAAAUUUUUCCAAGAAAAAUGCCUUACUGGUUGCGGAGAACCAACACAAAGAUGGUACCAUGUUCCACGCUCUUGGUUCAAGCCAUCCGGAAACAUUUUGGUGAUCUUCGAGGAGAAAGGUGGAGAUCCAACAAAAAUUACAUUCUCAAAACGCAAAAUAUCAGGCCUAUGUUCUCUCAUUGCUGAGGACCCAAUGGCGUACAAACCAAAACCAACUGUCCAUCUAAAGUGCCCCAAAAAUACUUCCAUCUCUAAUGUGAAAUUCGCUAGCUUUGGAAAUCCUACAGGAAGGUGUGGGUCUUACAGCAAGGGGCACUGCCAUGAUCCUAAUUCAACAUCGGUGGUAAAAAAGGUCUGCCUAGGUAAAAACGAGUGUGCCAUAGAAGUAACAGAAGAGAACUUCGAUAAGGGCUUGUGUCCUGGGACUUCUAAGAAACUUGCAGUUGAAGCAGCUUGCAGCUAAAAUUACCAGUUCCAGCAGAGUUUUAUUUAUGCAGUAGGAAACUUUUUUCUCAUGGUAUUUUUGUCCA